Messenger RNA from Brienomyrus brachyistius, 5866 nucleotides. Its product is annotated as nebulin-related anchoring protein. The transcript is spliced from 41 exons. The record is from RefSeq and is a predicted model, not a curated record. Gene Ontology annotation, biological process: cardiac muscle thin filament assembly. Gene Ontology annotation, molecular function: actin filament binding. NCBI's taxonomy places the organism in Eukaryota, Metazoa, Chordata, Actinopteri, Osteoglossiformes, Mormyridae. The coding region runs from base 171 to 5498 and encodes 1775 amino acids. Gene Ontology annotation, cellular component: Z disc.
CUGCCUGUAACGGCAAGUACUAAGUUUAGGCACAGCGCUGAUCCGUGUCAGACAAGUUGUGUCCCGGUCGUAUCGCCUGCUCUGUCCCUCCUUCCAGAAGCUCAUCAGAACCACUCAUCCUCAAUUACCUGCCCCGUUCGCUCAUCGGUGUCCGUCGCCCCUCCGGUGACAUGAACGUCCAGUCGUGUGCCAGGUGUGGGUAUGCAGUGUACCCUGCCGAGAAGAUCAACUGCAUCGGCCAGAAUUGGCACAAGUCUUGCUUUCACUGUGAAGUAUGCAAGAUGGUCCUCACUGCCAACAACUGUGUCAGCCACCAAAAGAAACCCUACUGCCAAACGCAUAACCCCAAGAACAACACGUUCACCAGCGUCUACGAGACCCCUGUCAACAUCAACGCCAAAAAGCAAAGUGAAGCCGUGAGUGAGAUUAAGUACCGGGAGGAUGGUGAGCGGUAUAUGUCUACCUUCCACUAUGACAUGAGGUCGAAGGAAGUAGAGCAUGCCCGCAAAGUCAACCAGCUCGCUAGCCAGAAGGCCUAUAAGGCUGAGUAUGAAGAGCAGAAGACCUGGUUCUCUGAGACCAACCAGGAAUAUGUGCGUGUCACUCAAGACCAGAGGACAAUAAGUGAUGUAAGUGUUUUUGAGCUCUUCACCCAGUGCUCAAGAGACGUAACACACCUAAACUGUGAACUAUGUCGACAGCUGAAGCAGACUGAGGAGUACGAGCAGAGCACAGGGAAGGGCAGCUAUCCUGUCAUGAUCACCCCGGCCUACCAGCAUGCAAAGCAGGCCUCUAGCCUGGCCAGCAAUCUGGAGUAUAAGCGUGGACAUGAAGAGCGAAUCUCAAAGUUCACAACGGUGGCUGACACUCCUGAGAUGCUGCUGGCCAAGUCCGGGGGAAAGCUGGCGAGUGAUUACAACUACACGGAGGAGUAUUCACAGCAGAAAGGAAAAGGCAGCUUCCCAGCUCACUGCACGCCUGGGUACCAAGCUGCCAAGAAAGCUGGAGAGAUGGCCAGUGAUGUGAAGUACCACGAGAAGUAUGAGAGGGAGCUGAAGGGCAAGGGGAGCGCUGAGGCUGGGACGAUGGAAUUUGCACUCGCUCGGGAAAACGCAGAGAAUUUCAGCCAGCACACCUACACCGAGGAAUACGAGCAGCACAAAGGAAAAGGAAGCUUUCCUGCCAUGAUCACGCCGGCCUACCAGCUGGCUAAGAAGGCCCACGAUCUGGCGAGCGAUCUGAAGUACAAGCAGGACCUCUCGAAGAUGAAAGGCCAGGCUCACUACCACACAAUGACCACUGAGGACAACCUAGCUCUCAAGACUGUGCGUAAGAUCAACAAGCUGGUCAGUGAGGUUGAGUAUAAGAAGGAUCUGGAGAGCACCAAAGGGCACAGCAUCAACUACUGUGAGACGCCGCAAUUCAAGAACACAUCUAAGAUGUCCAAAUUCACCAGUGAUGUCAGGUAUAAAGAGAAGUACGCGAAGCACAUAAAGGGGCAGUACGAGGGCUCCGGUCUGGACAGGAAGACCGCGCACGCCAUGAAAGCACGAAAGCUGGCCAGCAACAUCGCCUAUAAGUCAGACUAUGAACAGGAGAAGGCUGAGCAGACAGAGUACAACUACCCGGCCACCAAUACCCCAUCCUACUAUACACAGAAGAAACUGGAGCCGCUGAAGGAUGUGAACUACAGACAGCACAUCGACAAGCUGAGGUACAGUUCAGUGACAGACACCCCAGAUAUCGUGCAGGCCAGAAUCAACUCUCAGCAGCUCAGUGACCUGAAUUACCGGGCCAAUUACGAGAAGACUAAGACUCAGUACACUCUGCCUGAAGACCUCCCCCAGAUCAGAACAGCUAAGGCUAAUGCUGAGUUGUACAGCAAUAUAAAAUAUAAGCAGGACUGGGAGAAGACAAAAUCCAAGGCAUGUGACAUGAGUGCGGAUACACUGCCUAUCAAGGCCGCAAAAAUAUCCCGAGAUCUGGCCAGUGAUAUAAAGUACAAAGAAUCAUUCAUGAAAACCAAGGAUAAGGCUGUUGGUGUCAACGUGAGUGACUCCAAGACACUGCAUUCUCUCCACGUGGCCAAGAUGAACAGUGAGGUGGCCUACAAGAAACGCUUUAAGGAGAACCAGGGCCAGUAUCACCUCUCCCUGGACAUGAUGCAGCUCAGCCAGGCCAAGAAGGCCCAGGCGUUGGCCAGUGACCUGGACUACCGGAAGAGGCUCCACGAGUACACAGUGCUGCCGGACGACAUGAAGGUGCAGCAGGCUAAGAAGGCCUACGAGCUACAGAGUGAGAACCAGUACCGUUCUGAUCUAAACUGGAUGAAAGGGGUAGGCUGGGAGGCAGAUGGGUGCUUGGAUGUCAAACAGGCCAAGAAGGCCGGAGACCUACUGAGCGAGAAAAAGUAUCGUCAGAGGGUGGACCAAGUGAAGUUCACCCAGGUGGCUGAUACCCCCUCCAUCAAACACGCGAAGAAGAGUCAGGAGCUUCAGAGUGGGCUGACGUACAGGGCUGGCACAGAGCAGGUGUUACACCAGUACACCAUGAGCAAAGAGGAGCCACUGUUCCUGCAGGCCAAGGCCAACGCUGACCUGCUGAGUGCGAAAGUGUACAGAAGCAGCUGGGAGCAGCAAAGGGACAAGGGAUUCGAGCUGCGCAUGGACGCACUGUCCAUCCUGACCGCCAAAGCCAAGCGUGACCUCGCCAGUGAUGUAAAGUACAAGGAGCAGUACGAGAAGACAAAGGGCAAGAUGGUGGGAGUGAAGGGAGUGUCUGAGGACUCCCAACUAGCUCACGCUACCUGGGCGUCGCGGCUGCAGAGUGACCGUGACUACCGGCAAAGAUACAAGGACUCCAAGACCUUAUGUAGCGUCUCGCUGGACAUGAUGGCCCUGAGUCACGCCCGCAAGGCCCAGGACCUGGCCACGGACACAAGCUACCGCAGUGUGCUGCACCAGUACACCAGCCUUCCCACCGACAUGGCAGUGACCUGGGCCAGGAAGGCCUACAACCUGCAGAGUGACAAACUGUACCGGUCAGACCUGAACUGGAUGAAAGGUGUUGGCUGGGCAACUGGAGGGUCGCUCGACGUAGAUCAGGCGAGGAAAGCCACGGACAUGGCCAGUGAGAAAAAAUACCGGCAGCAGGUCAGCGCCCUGAAGUUCACCAGCGUGGAGGAUUCGCCAGAGAUGGUCCAGGCCAAGAUCAGCAACAAGCAGGCCAUAGAUAGACUGUAUCGGGAGAAGGGGGAGAAUAUUAAGCACCACUAUACCCUGACCAGUGAGCUGCCUGAACACAUGCAGGCCAAACUCAACGCCAUGAACCUCAGUGAGACACGCUAUAAAGAGUCGUGGACCAAGCUCAGGGACACUGGAUAUAAACUGCGAUUGGAUGCUAUACCUUUCCAAGCAGCAAAAGCAUCCACAGACAUCCUCAAUGACCAUAAGUACAAAGAGGAGUUUGAGAAGAGCAAGGGCCACAUGAUCGGCCUGAAGGGGGUGCAGGACGACAUCAACAUGAGUCAUGUCGUUCGGUCUGGAGAACUGCAGAGCGACCUCAAGUACAAGAAGAAGUCUGCAAAGAUGCUCUCCCAGUUCCACCAGUCCAUGGACAUGCUGGAGGUGAUCCAUGCCAAAAAGGCUCAGUCUCUGAUCAGUGAUAAGGAGUACCGGCUGACCCUGCACAGCUACACCACCCUGCCCGAUGAUCUGAAGCUGCAGGCUGCAAAGAGGGCUUCUAUCCUGCAGAGCGAGAAACACUACAGAUCUGACCUGAACUUCCUGCGUGGGGCAGCCUGGAUCAGCACCGGUGCCGUGCAGAUCGAGGGGUCCAAACGUGCCUCUGACCUCAUCAGCGAGAGGAAGUACCGGCAGCAGCCGUUCCACUUCAAGCACACCUCUGUCGCUGACUCGCCAGACAUCGUCCACGCGAAGUUCAGCAACCAGAUCAGCAAUGAGCGGCUGUACAGGGAGGCUGCUGGGAGCUCCAGGCACAGCUACACCCUCACAGCGGAGCGGCCAGAGAUCAUGCAGGCCAAGAUCAAUGCGGCCAACUUCAGUGAGAUUAAAUACAGGGAGUCCUGGAGGAGCCUGAGAGCCCAGGGCUACAAGCUGACCAUGCAGGACAUCCCAUUCCAGGCAGCCAAGGCCUCGACGGGCAUCGCUAGUGAUUACCAGUACAAGCACAACUUCCUGCUGGAGAAAGGGAAGCACAUCGGCGCCCGCAGCAUCCUGGACGACCCGCAGCUCCUGCACUGCCUGCAGAUGGCCAAGCUGCAGAGUGAGCAGGAGUACCGGCGGCAGUCCCGCUCUGCCAGCGCAGGCUACCAUCUCUCACUGGACAUGAUGCAGCUCAGCCAGGCCAAGAAGGCCCAGGCAUUGGCCAGUGACCUGGACUACCGGAAGAGGCUCCACGAGUACACAGUGCUGCCGGACGACAUGAAGGUGCAGCAGGCUAAGAAGGCCUACGAGCUACAGAGUGAGAAACUUUACAGGUCAGAUCUGAACUUCAUGAAGGGUGUAGCCUGGGUGGCUUUGGGAACACCACAACUGGAAUCAGCCAAGAAGGCAGGGGAGCUCGCCAGUGAGAAAAAAUACCGACAACUUCCAGACAGCCUGAGAUUCACAUCUGUUGCUGAUUCUCCCGAUAUUGUCCAUGCAAAGAACAGUUACCUACAGUGCAGUGAGCGGCUGUACCGGGCAGGAGAUUCAGAUGCCCUACAUAGAUACACAUUACCUGUCGACCACCCGGACUUCAUCAGGGCACGGAUGAACGCCCAGCAUGUCAGCGAGAAAGCCUACAGGAUGUCUGGGGAGCAGGUGCGCUCAGGCGGCUAUGACCUGAGGCUGGAUGCCAUUCCCUUCCAGACCGCGAAAGCAUCCAGAGAGAUCGCAAGUGACUUCCGCUACAAGGAGGCGUUCGUAAAGGAGAAGGGCCACCAGGUGGGGGCCCUCUGCGCUGAGGACGACCCCCGCAUCAGGCACUCACUGACCGUCAGCAAACUCCAAAGCAGCCACCAGUACAAGAAGCAGUCGCAGGAGAGCCGCUCGCAGUACCGGCUGCACGCCGACCAGCCCGAGUUCCUGCAUGCACGGCGCAGCCAGGCACAGGCCAGCAACCGCGGUUACCGGCAGCAGCUGCACAGCUACACCUGCGACCCCGAGCAGCUGGCCCUGAAGCACGCCAAGCGGGCCUAUGGCCUGCAGAGUGACCUGAACUAUAAAUCAGACCUGAACUGGAUUCGAGGUGUUGGCUGGACCCCCCCCGGCUCCCACAAGGUGGAGAUGGCCCGGCGGGCUGCCGAGCUGGGAUUGGCUGAGGGGCUGGACCCUGAACAGGCCAUAGCCCAGUACCAGCAGAUGAUGCAGCAACAGAUGGCAGUGGUGGAGAACACAGAGGAGCUCCAGCAACCGGCCAUAAACCCCGAUGCCAUGGAGGUCCUUCACGUGAAGAGGAUGAAGACCAUCCAUAUGGUGAAAAAGACCCCCAAGUAGAUCACCCCCCACUCACAGCCAUCCUUGCUUUUGUAACAUCGCCAUUUGUAUCCCCGAGUGUUUACAGUGAGCCCUGUUCGGGAAUUAUCAGUGUGUCUAAGAUAUUUUAGCUCCCAAGGAAAGGAUUGGGACUGAGGGCUUGCAGGAUGUGGUCAGAGCUGAUUGUCAUGGCUGGUAUGAGGGCUGGGAAGCAGGAUGAAGGGGGAGGUUUUAGGGCUGGUUAGUGGUCAGCUGGUGGAUGUCUGUGUGUGAGAUCCAUCUGCGGCUUCCAGCACUUCAUUGCGGAACAGGCUCCUCUGUCAGGUGUGUGCUGUAUCCUCACCGGGAUCCGCUUUAGGUUUCUGCUAAUAAAGUCUUUUGCAGCAAAA